This is a messenger RNA of Metarhizium album ARSEF 1941, 1254 nucleotides long. RefSeq lists its product as uncharacterized. Lineage: Eukaryota; Fungi; Ascomycota; Sordariomycetes; Hypocreales; Clavicipitaceae. The transcript has a single exon. The record is from RefSeq and is a predicted model, not a curated record. Bases 1 to 1254 code for a protein of 417 amino acids.
AUGAAGUCUCAUGCCCUGCUCAUCAGCCUCCUGGCCGGGUCGGCCUUGGCCCUGCCGUCUGCUCCUCGGGCGCUGGGACGACGCUACGAUGCCCAACAGGAACCUACUUUGCUUCCGCACGCACCUGCCGCGCAAGAAUCCGGUGCCAGUAACAGCCAGGACGAUCUCAAGCCACAGGUCGAGGCCCAACCGGAACCUACUUUGCUUCCACACGCACCUGCCGCGCAAGAAUCCGUUGCCAGUAACGGCCAGGACGAUCUCAAGCCGCAGGUCGACAUACCCGAGGACUCGCAAAAAUCUGGUGACGACACGUGCGACGAGUCGGUGGGUGCCGUGAAAGAGGGCACCUCCGACACAGAGGGGCUUCAAAAACAUGAGCAGGAGGGCACGGGAUUCCCAGCUCUCGAAACUAACCCAGAAUCCGAUGUCAAAAUCAAUAACCACCUCGGCGACUUCGAAACCCCUGAUAAGCAGGCGGAAACGGGAUCAACUACCGAAGCUACCCCACAAUCUGUGCAAGAACCCGAUCCCAAUGGCAACGAGGUUUCGCAAGGCAAUGUCGACAACAGCGAGGUCGACGACGACUCUGGAAGCUGCGACAAUGACGACAGCGAUGUCAGCGGCGAUGGCAUUGGCAACGGCAGCGGCGGCAGCGAGGGCUCUGACCAGGGAGAAGUGGCAUCAAAUCUCCCAACUAACCCAGAAUCCAUGCCAGAACCCGACACCAACGCCGACGAGGGCUCUGACAACCAGGGGGAAGUGGCAUCAAAUCUCCCAACCAAGCCAGAAUCCACGCCAGAAUCCAACACCAACGCCGACGAGGGCUCUGACAACCAGGGGGAAAUGGCGUCGAAUCUCCAAACCCCAGAAUCCACGCCAGAAUCCACGCCAGAACCCAACACCAACGCCGACGAGGUCGAGCAUGACGAAAAAGGGGAAAGCUGCGAUGAUGACAACAACGUCGACGACAAAGACCAGAUGUCCACAAGCAGCAGAUCAAAGGAUGAAAUGAAUAGCAACGGAGGCGCCAACUGCGACAUCGGCAAGGGCAUGUCUACCUACUUGGAUUGCUUGGCGGACAGCGUGGUGAUACCGCCUAGUGCGACUGUUGAUAAACAGAAAUGCAAGGACAGAAUUCUGGGGAGAAUCCAAAUCACCCCGGGUUUGCAGGAGCAGAGUGCCGAGAAUCAGCAGAAGUGGGUCGAAGAAAAGUUCCGUAAAUGCGUCGGGGAGUACGAUAUAAAAAGGCGAUGA